AGGAGCAUCGGGAUAAGCUUUACUACAAUGGGGACUCAGAGGAACGGUUUCAACAAGGAAAGUUUCGUUUUGGCGGUGGACGUCGGGACGACUUCAGUCAGAUGUCACGUCUACGACAAGGAGGCACAAAUCCGAGGGUCAUGCACCGACGAGGUUGUCCCCUUGUAUCCAGAGGUGGGACAUGUGGAGAUGGACCCAGAGGAAAUAUGGAGAGGGUUUAUCACUGUGGUCAAGGGAGCUGUGCAAGAUGCAGGCGUGCAGAUGCGUCAGAUAGAGGCUCUUGGCAUCUCCACUCAACGAGCCACCUUCACUACAUGGGACAGGAAAACUGGGGUUCCUUUCCAUAACUUCAUCAGCUGGCAGGAUCAGAGGGCCGCAGAACUCGUGAAGUCCUGGAACAGAUCCUGCACCAUGAAAUCAAUCCAUGGUGUGAUGAAGCUGGUCUACUUCCUGACCAGACAGAAGCGGUCGCUUGCAGCGAGUCUUAUCGUCUUCUCCACUCAGCAUGUCACCUUUCGCCUCGCCUGGGCUCUAAGACAUUACACGCAGGUUCGUCAAGCUGUAACUGAGGGAAACUGCUGCUUUGGAACAAUAGACACCUGGCUCUUGUUCAAACUCACAAAAGGACAGGUCCACGCUACAGACUACUCAAAUGCCAGUGCAACGGGAAUUUUUGACUCCUAUCAGAUGUGCUGGAGUGGGUUUCUCUGCUCGCUGGUCUCUCUGCCUCUCUCCAUUUUCCCCAAAGUAGAAAACACAGGCCAUGACUUUGGUUCCACCGACCCAUCCAUCUUUGGGGUGCCCAUUCCCAUCAUGUCAGUGAUGGCGGACCAGCAGGCAGCCAUGUUUGGAGAGUGCUGCUUUGACGUUGGCGAUGUCAAGAUCACCAUGGGAACAGGCACCUUCAUGAACAUCAACACCGGGUGCAAACCACACACGUCGGUAGCAGGUUUGUAUCCUGUGGUGGGCUGGAAGAUCGGCUCAGAGGUGGUUUAUCUGGCCGAGGGCAACGCUGCAGACACAGGCACUGCCAUCAAAUGGGCUCAGGAGCUGGAACUGUUUUCCGACGUCAAAGAGACCAGUGCCAUGGCAUAUAGUGUCAGCAACUCAGACGGCGUGUGUUUCGUUCCCUCCUUCAGUGGUCUGCAGGCUCCUCUGAAUGAUCCCAAAGCUUGCGCCUCCCUCAUGGGCCUCAAACCAUCCACCACUAAGAGUCACCUGGUCCGUGCCAUUCUGGAGUCUGUCGCCUUCAGGAACAAUCAGCUUUAUGAGACAAUGCUGAGAGAAACGCGUAUUCCCAUCACGAAGAUCAGGGUGGAUGGCGGUGUUUCCUCCAAUGACUUCGUCAUGCAGCUGACUGCAGAUCUGUUUGGUAGAAAAGUGGCCAGACCCCAACACCAUGAAAUGUCGUGUUUAGGGGCUGCUUUUGUCGCUGGGCUUGGAAUCGGCUACUGGAGGACCAGAGAAGAGCUAAAGAAGCUGCACAGCACUGACGAGGUGUUCCUGCCCCGAGGAGCACUCAAAGAAGGAACAUGUAGCAGAAGUGGGGAAUACGUCCCUGUCCUCCAGAGCUGGGAGAGAGCUCUCCGACGCUCCAUGAAUUGGUACAAGCCUUGACACUGGGUGCACUCACAGGAAGACGGAGAGUUUUGAGUACAUGUGAAAGCAGACGGUUCUGUUUCAAACAAAAUAAGCGUUUUUAGAUGUAGCCACCAUGAGCUACGUCUGUUGGUUGGUUAUAGGUAACGAACGGCACAAAGCUCCGUCAGUGCACCAACUACCACCUGCACAGCCUUGAAUUGUUACCCACACACAGAAGCUACUCACUCCUUUUACUUAAUUUCCUCACAGCAGUCUUAUAAGUUUGAUCCUCUAUUCAUUCCAGCCAACGGUGCCUCAUCCUAUGACAGUGUUGUAUCCAGCUGGCAUAGUAUUUGUACAUUUUCCCACAUGGGGGCGCUAAUGACUGCCUUUACAGCUUUAUAAUUUAUGAUCUCGCCAUAGCAACCACAUGCCACAUGCUAAAAAGGAGCUAGCACUGAUUCUUCUGUUCAUGACACCUCCAUAUUUAAAGAACUCUAAAGAAGGCAGAAUUCUAGUUGUUUUUAAAUAUUGUCAGACAUUCAACUUACAUGGUUUGGCAUUUGCCUUCUCCUUUUUAAUGUAGUUAACUGUUUCUUCUUGGCAAGCAUUUUAACCUGUCAGCUCCACCUGAGAAAACAUUUGGUCACACAUGUCUGGAGCAGCUUCAUUCACCUAUACACUUUAAACAGCGCUUAGACAUGUCUUUAAAAUGAAUACAGUUAUCGAGUUUAUGAUUACGUUGUUUAAACUGGAAAACAAAAACUGAUGCUAUAUGUUUUGCUAUGCACAAGGGAAUCCUACUGGACUUAUGUAUUUAAGAAAUAUUGAUCUGCCUCCUCGCUGUAAGUAACACACAUCUCCAUAUUUUGUUGAUGUCGACUGUGAGAGGGAUUUUUAUGGGUACAUGUGGCAGAUUAUAACAGCUGUUGUACAUUUUAUGACCGCUCACGUACAUCUCAAACACAGAUGACAACCUCCAUGCUCUGUAGUUCAUGAACAAGUUGAUCAGGGAUAUAAAUAUGAAUUGAACUGACCAUAAACAGAAAUGGGAAACAGAAAUAUGUUUUGAUUGUCAGUCCAUGUUGUUAUUUCAGUUAUUAAGUCAUGUUCAUUGUUGACAGCUACAAUGUCAGAUGAUAAUGUUUUGACUCAAGUCAUUUAUUGACCUGAUGAACUCUGAUGACAGUUUUACAAGUAUUUAACAUUGUGAUUUCAAAAAAAUGCUCACAAAUUACCAUGAAAAUGUAAACUGUGAAUCUUUGUGCUAUGUGGGGGUUGUUAAAUAUUUUUGGUCUUCCCUAAUUCUGUAAUAUUUUUCUACAUAUACUAACAGAUUAAGUAUGCAAAGUGACACUGUGUGUAAUGCAAGAAUUAACACCUCAGCUCGAAAUGACAUUUCAUUUCUAACACUUCAUUCAGUUCUUGAAUGGCAAACGUCCUCCCAGGCUGCUGGGAAGUAACAAAUAAUACAUUUGUGUGAUCGUUCAUUUUGUUACUAAAUUGCAUUAAAACUACAGAGUAUUUUGUUAGAUGUUAAAGACAUUAAAGACUUUAAUGAAGA
Molecule: messenger RNA, 3145 nt
Organism: Acanthopagrus latus (yellowfin seabream)
Lineage: Eukaryota; Metazoa; Chordata; Actinopteri; Spariformes; Sparidae
Gene: gk5
Product: glycerol kinase 5
Exons: 16
Coding region: 28-1617 (529 amino acids)
Biological process (GO): glycerol-3-phosphate biosynthetic process; glycerol metabolic process; triglyceride metabolic process
Cellular component (GO): mitochondrion
Molecular function (GO): glycerol kinase activity
Source: RefSeq, a predicted model, not a curated record